This is a messenger RNA of Gongylonema pulchrum, 201 nucleotides long. The record is from the annotation of a GenBank genome assembly. Lineage: Eukaryota; Metazoa; Nematoda; Chromadorea; Rhabditida; Gongylonematidae.
AUGCGAACAGUGAUGGCAGCAGCAGUAACAGCGGUAAGAACUUCUCAAGUAUCAGUAAUGAUAAUAACGAGAACUGAUGGUGAUGUUGAUGGCGAUGACUGCAGUAAUAACGAUGGAUAUCUUCGGGGCGCGCCGUUCAACUAUUCCAUUGCGUUAAAUUCGGCGAUGAAAAGCAGCGUGCAGGAUGAAAAUUUCUAUUAG